AUACAGCAGUUGCAGUGCUUUCUUGCCAGACUUGCAACAACUGAAGCUCAGUCUAUUUUAAUGCUUACAUCCGAUCCUUAUACGGAAAAUAUAGAUCAAGGUAAGCCAGGGUAAGAAUAUCAUAUACCAUGUUAAAUUCUAAUAAUUUACAAUGAUGACUAAGGGUACUAGCUGUAGAUAGACAUAUGUAGUAAAAUCAUUAUAUUUCUUAAUUUCCCAUGUUCAUUGGAAACAGCAAUUCCUUCGUAAAAUCAGGUUAAAAACUCGGGUCUGGGAGUGCGGUGUACGUGAGAGAGAUUCCGACUUAACCGAAAAGUACAAGCAGAAAGUCGACGUGCAUUGUUAAAUCAAUUAUGAACUUCAUCAUCAGAUGAACUGAUGGAUAAAUUAAUUAAUAGACCUUUUCGAUGAGAUGUAUUGUAUGUGACUAUGUGUAGCAGGAGUUCUCACCGAAAAAAACCCGGCUGCGUGCUAAGCAGGCUAGAUAACUUAGAUAACGUGAGAUGACCGCAACAUCGCAAAUGAGAAACGGUAUUUUCAAUAAUUAAUAUCAUCUAUGAGCCUAAUCUCAAUAUCCAAGUACGAAGAUGACGAGCAUUUAUCGCAUGAUGUAUCGACAAAUGCGACGAUAUACUUUAUAAUUAGUUCACUGAUUAUAGGGGCUGAGAUUCAGCACUUCUACAUUUACGCAAUUUGCGCGUUGACUGUUAGUGGCCGACGUUGUACAAUUUCCAAAAUAAUUCAACAUUAAUUCUGCGCAAUAUAUCAAACGCCAUGGAAUAUUCCUGGUUCUGUGUGCUCGUUUACCGAUCAAUUGUCAGACUGGAUAUGACAUCGUUAAAACAUAUUCCUCAACGUUAUUCAUUGAGCUGGUGUACCAAAUUAUUUCUUUUCUAAACAUUUAUCGACCAUAGAUCAUUACACUGAGUUUAUAGAGAGUUCUAUCAAUUGUCAAUUUUACCGCGACUGGUUUAGUGAAACAUAGGUCCGCUGUGGACAAAAAGUGGCACCGGGAAAUUUAAAGGCAUUGAGCAGAUCAAAACAUAGAUGUGCGCUCUGACCUUUGGAAUCGAUUUCCGGCAUUUCCAGAGUCAUAGCGGAAACGUCGCACUGAUGACGUUUUAAAAUUGUAUUUCCGUUUGAGAUUAGCUCACAGUCGGGCCAGAAAUGAAAAUUUUUAUAUACCGUGAUAAAACUAAAAGAUACAAAUUUGAAGACACAAGCUCGAAAAUAUAAACACUCCACACAAUGUUAUUGAUAAUGAUUCGAACAAGAAUAUUGCAAUGAAGAUACUAACGUCCAAAAGGGCCGAAGUUAUGUUCGGCGAAAGGUAGGACUAGUUUGACUAGUUUAUAUUUUUGUCUUUUGAUCAGACAAUUGCGUAAUUUGAUAAUAUACGAUCUCGCGUGACUUUCAAAGGCCUGUCUUGACUUUCUAUGUUACUAGUCACUAAAACUAUUGUGAGAAUUAGUUGAUAUUGACAAUUGUUUCACUGAAUCGUCAAUCGAAUGGUGAUAUUAAUAAAUUAUAUAGUAUGUCUUCAUAGGCAUAGCAUGCACUGAACCGAAGAUAUGAACAUACAAUGUCAUUCUUCGUAUUGUAGUAUUGUACUCGUGUUAUUGACUAAACUAUUUUAUAAUAUAGCAUUUGUAAAUUCUGAAUGCUGAUUGGCUAAGAGCCGUGUUGAUAUAACUCCAUGUCAACACGGGAAAUUUUCCGCCGCUUGUAAACACGGAAAUUUUUCUUAUUCUUCGGGCUUUUGACAUUGCUAUAUUAUAAAACAAAUAUAAAACUUUUUUUCGUAUUGAUAUAUAGUUAUAUCAAACUUAUCAACACUCGUGGAAGUUGGGAAAACUCGAAAUUGUAUGAAAACAAUCACCCGUGGAAGUUGGGAAAACUCGAAAUUGUGUGAAAACACUCCGCCCUUCGGGCGUCGUGUUUCCACACAAUUUCUCGUUUUCCCAAUUUCCACUCGUGUUGAUAUAACUGUAUAUCAACACGGAAAAUGUUUUAUAUUUGUUAAUUAUUAUACUCGUGUUGUUGGCAAAACCAUUCAUGGACUACAGCGGAACUAACCGUAGAUAACCGACUUUAGCUCGCAAUUUCUAUGCUCGCAAUGCAUUACAUCAAUACGUCAUCAAUACACCAUCACCUGUCUGUUUCCAACAUCCACGGACGUACAUCCUGGCAAUGCUUCUACUGAUUGAAAAUUCGUUGACGGAAAUUGUGUGCAAUUGUAACCCCAGGACGACUUUUCUUAGUUCAUUUCAACUCUUUUGAAUUUAAUGUGUAUGCAUGUAAACUGAGUUCAAAAUUUUAUUGAUGCUACUUGAUCUCGCUUUAUGGCAUUUAAGUUUCAUGACCCCACUAGGACGCUGUUCCUGGCAAGAACCAAUAACAAAUUUUGACUAAUCGAACCUUUUAUUUGUGUAUAUGUCUUCUUUAGACUCAUCAUGAAAAAUCUUAUUGCCAUUACCAUGCUUGUGAUUAUAUCUGUAAUCAGCCGAUCGACUGAAGGUAAUUCUAUAUAAGAUAUAUUCUUGGAUAUCCAGCCGUUUCACGUUUCAUCUCGCUUAUAUUUUUAUUAUUUUCACAUUAUGACACGACAAUCGCUAUCACUGAGUGGCUGCAUAUUGGUCACUGGAGAUGCAACAAUCCCUAUUUGAGAUAUAAAUAAUGUUAUUUUUACUAACAUUAAACCCGAUUUAAACCUGAUAUGAUAUUAUGGUUGCACCAAUUAACACCAUGCAUAUAGGCUAAUCAAUAUAUUUACUUCAGUAUAGGUAGAGACGGUCAGAGUAAACAAAAAUGAUAAUAAAUAUUCAUAAUUUCCAUUUGUAUGUAGCUUGAAACAGUUGUGGGAGGUUAAAUAAGGGCCUCUGUGUGUCAAGCCUUCCUCAGAACGCAGGAAAUGCCAUUUUAUAGAGCCUAUAGUAUAGUACUAUAGAUCAAAUUUUUCUGAAUAGCAUAUUGGCCUAGACCACCCAAAAGUGUUUCUUAAGGCCCGUUUACACUUGCAAUUUUUUCUGCGAUUUUAGGUUCUUCUCCUGCAGAUGUAUGAAAUUUUAGGUUCUUCUCCUGCAGAUGAGGGCAGUGAACUCCAUGUCUUUUAUCUGGAACGAUAACAUGCGGGAGAAACGUGAAGCCAAUGCCAACGCCACUUCAUGCUAAUUAUACGCCCGCGUCCUGACGCGCGCUGAUUCGUGAUAGACCGCGCGGUGAUGGCGUAUAAAGGGACUGAAACUGACGUACUAUAUGGCGUGGAAAUGACGUGGGGGGCUGACGCCACUGCUCACACGUUGCUCACGCGAGGCUUCACUUUUUAACUGCCAAAUGACUGAAUGUUAUCGUUCGUUAUUCGUUCCAGGGGCCGGUUGUUCAAAACUUGGUUAGCUUAACCCUAGGUUAAACCUAAAAUUCAAUGCAAACUUCCUGACAGCUUGCUAAUAAAUUUGGAAAUAUUUCUUCAGAGAUCUUGUCUGGAUCGAUAGGAGUUUUCUUCUCUGAAGUUUUGAAAUAAACUAAAACAGCAGGUUAAAUAAAUACAAAAACUAAAACAGCAGGUUAAAUUUUAACCCAGGGUUAGCGCUAACCCAGCUUUGAACAACCGGCCCCAGGUAAAUAGAUUGAGUUCACUGGAUGAGGGUACAUAUACUCAGAGUAUUCAUAACUUUUUACUCGUUCACAUCCAUCAGAAGAAGAAAAUCGCAGUAGAAAUCAGUCGCAGCAAAAAUUGCAAGUGUACACGGGCCUUUAUAUGGAACAUUGAAACAACAAGCUCUUUGUGACGAUCUAUUUGUGAAGAUAUUUUCUUUUCAUUUCAGCACAAUCCUCGUGUGUUGACAAAAGCAGCUUCUGCAGUUCGUCACUGUGUCGUUAUACCUGGCAUUCAAAAACGUGUGCUAAAACCUGUGGAAAAUGUUCAAGUACAGGUAAAUACAACUGAUCUUGUAAAAUCUUAAAUUACAGCUGUUUAACCCUUUAGCAACGUACAUUUAAUAGUUUUUGUUUUUUUCUUAUCAUUCACCUCCAUCCGUUAUAACUUUCCCAAUCGACUCAAGCUACAGUAUAAUCAACUCAACAAGUCAUUAAUAAUUCAUGAGGAAAAGGCAAGGAAAAAUCAUGAGCAUGUCGUAUCUUUAUAUGUGAUAGAGAUUUCUCUUGAUUUACAUAAACUUUAACUUUUAUUUUCUCGACUUACACAAGUAACGUAUUUUUUGAAAAUUACUUCGCCAAUGAACUUACUAGAUCGAUCCUUUUUGAAGAAAUUUAAGACAUUCGCAGUGCGUGUUUCAGUUAUCAGACACAAAGAUACUCGGCUUCGCCUCGUAUCUUUGUAUCUGAUAAAACACUCAUGCUGCUCAUGUUUUAAAUGUAUAGUACUUCAAAUACUGAUUAUAAUCAUUCCAACUUUAUUUACAGUGUUUCAUCUACUUUAAAGAAGCUUCUUGCCACAUACCUUCGUGAAUACGAUGUUUUUUUUUGUGUUGUUUCUUUUUAUUAACACAAGUAUUUGUCACUUCAGUUCCUUCAGUAUUUGUUACUUCAGUUACUUCACUGACGAUCUAUCUGUGGAGACUGAAGACAUUGUCUUUUCAUUUCAUUUCAUUUCAUUUCAUUUCAUUUCAUUUCAUGCACAAUCCUCGUGUGUUGACAAAAGCAGCUUCUGCAGUUCGUCACUGUGUCGUUAUACCUGGCAUUCAAAAACGUGUGCUAAAACCUGUGGAAAAUGUUCAAGUACAGGUAAUAGAAUCUUGUAAAAUCUUGAAUUACAGCUGUUUAAGAUUAUCUUUUUUUACCUAUAAUUUACUUCCAUCCGUUAUAACUUUCCGCAUCGACUCAUGCUACACGGAAUAAUCAAUUCAAAUACUGAUUAUAAUCAUUCCUGACCAACUUUACUUAGUAACAGUAUUUCCUCUAUUUUACCCCCAGCUUCUUUUUUCCCUCCCUCUUCUAAUUAACUCCCAAUCUAGAAACGCUGAGACAAAAAUAAGCCCCUGUAUACCCUCCAUUUAGCCCUAUCCUCUAUAUUUCUAAAAUUAUUCAGCUGACUAUGAACAUUAUAAUAUUACAAUAUAACGUUUUGCCACUGAUAAUACUGAUCAUGAGUAUACUGCAUGCGCAUAUAUCACGUUCAUUCGGAUGUGGCAUCACUAACGGUAAACUGUAUAGAAAUGUCAUGGAAAUUUUUUAAAAGAACAAAAAAUGUAUCUCGUCCAAUGUACCAGUGGGGUCUCCAUUUAGCCCUCCAGUCCGAGAACAAUUAGAAAAAAUAAUUCAGUUCCCAGGUACGGAGGAAAUGCGUAAUUUUUUAUAAUCCAGUAUAUAGACUCUAAUCUCGGAGGAAAUGAUGAUAUUAUCACUGAGAGUAAUAUUUCGCCGAAUCCUCCGUGUGGAGGGUCUAUAAAUUAUAUUUUAUACCGAAAAUUAAAAGCCUCCAACUUGUGAAUAUAAAAUUGCAAUAUACCUUCGUGAAUACGGUGUUUUAUUUUUUGAUUAACGCAAAUACUUGUCGCUUUUCUUUCGAAUCACACAUCGUUUGGAAUAUUGAUGAUAACAUUUUUCAAAAUUUGCUUCAAAAUUAAAAAAAGAGCUUUCUUUGAAGUUUAAAAACUGAAAGUGCCGCUGUAAGGAAAAAAUCAUCUCUCCAAUUUAGAUCUUAGUUAAACAUUACUUGGAAAUAAGCUAGCACGGCGUUCUUGGUUUUUCAAUAUCUUGUUUCGUUCUCGAGAUAUUCAGCUUUUUAAAACAAUAUGCAAAUUAGGUCCAAAGUGACGUCGUCAUUUACUCCGGAAUAUUCAAAUGUGUACAUGCAUUGUUUCCAUGGAAACAAUACAAAAGUUGACUAAUUCACUAAAAAAUGUUAAUUAAAAUUGUGUUUUCCGCCCUAUUUGUGAAAAAUACGAACAUUCAAAUGACUGAAACUUGACUGUUGCGCAUGUAUACGAGUAUUCCGUCCAACGUUUUAGUUUAAAUAAAUCUUGUUUAGCAGUGAAGAAAUAAUCGUUUUCGCUGUACAAGCAAAACGCACUUGUUGCUUUAUGGUUUCCAAUCAUGAUACAAAUUUUGAGAUGUGAAACACUCUUCGCUAUACUAGCACAAAGUUUGAAUGAAUUGUUUCCGCAACGAAGGAAGAUAUAGAUAUUCAUCGUUUUCUAAAUCUGAUUUAAUAUUCUGGAAUAAAUGACGUCACUUUGGACCUAAUUUGCACGUUUUAAAAAGCUGAAUAUCUUCAGAACGAAACAAGAUAUUGAAAAACCAAGAACACCGUGUUAGCUUAUUUCGAGGUAAUGUUUAACUAAUAUCUAAAUUGGAGAGAUGACUUUUUCGACACAGGGGCACUUUAAUAAUUCAUCACUCCCUACAAUCAGGAGCAAAAAUUAUUGAGACAAACGCAUAAAUGCGUUUGAAAUCGAUACAGAAAAAGAUUCUGAAAAUAAUAUCAUUUUUGCCUUAUACUUUCUCAUCUUCAACCCUUUUUUCAACGCUAGAAAUACUAAAUAUUAAUAAGAUAAAUGCUUUUCAAGUUGGUUUGUUCACAUUCGACGCAGUAAAAAAUACACUACCACCUCAAUUUAGUGGACCUCAUAUAUCUUGAACCUGACAUUAUCUGACACUAUUCUCCUUUGUUAUAUUAGUUUGUUUUUUAAUUUUUUUAGGGUGGACUACUAGAAAAGCCCUGACGGGCUUGUUAGUCUUCCUUCCAUAUGAAUUGUAUCUUUAUAUUUUAUCAAAACUGUAACUGUAUAAUGGAAAAAUAAAAUAUCUAUCUAUAUUCAGUACGUAAUAAUAGAUUGUGAUUUUGCGCAUGUGCGACCAGAUUUGCUUGAACUCAUCUCACAUAAUCCCAAAAUCAUGGGAGAUGGAAGUUUGCAAUAAAUUCUAGUGCAAGUUUACGAUCGAUAAGUCCGUUUAUCAAGAUAAAUAAAAAGCUUGAAUUGGGUUUAACAUUUAGUGAGUAUGUCAACCUCACGUAACAAUUCAGCUAAAAGUAGGAAAAUCAUGGAAAUUUUUCCAAAAUAGGUCUGAACGACGCGUUGUCUGUUAUAAAAUUCUUGAACUUAAAGAAAAUGUUCUGUUUGAGAGAAAAAAUAUACUCAUGAUUGUCAGCCAUGGGGAAAAUUGUCUGAAAUUUAUUUAUUAUUUUAUAAUCUUCUUCCCAUGUAUAUAUUCGUCAAUUAACCGUCCUUUCCAAACAAAAAAUAGCUAUAGUUCUCAAGAUCACCUAUAUUUUUUUUACAUGAAGUACUCAAUUAUAGAAAACCGCUGAUAAAAAAUAUUAUGUAGCAAAAGGUUCAGUAAGCAAGAAAUCCAAGUCAGCUUCUUUCCUGGAGCAAUAAGUUGAAUCAACAUGAACGAAUUACGUUUCAUUCAAAAGUACAAAUAGAGACAAUCAGGAGCAAAAAUUAUUGAGACAAACGCAUAAAUGCCCCCCUCACCCCCAAUUUAAUGUUGUGUGGAUAAUUGAAAAGAGAAAAUUCAACCCGCUUUUUCCAACAUUGAUCAUGGGGCCAAAAACGUGAAAAGUCUCAUUAUUUUUGCCUCUGAUUGUAGCUUAUUUUUUCGUCCAACUUGUUUGCGUGAUCGCCGCGGCGGUUUACACGAAUAAAUGGAAUAAUAUCAACCGGAUAAAUAUGAUCAAAUCACCGUGUGAUAUGAUUGAAAUCACCCGCUACGUCAAAUACUAUUUGAUGAUGAAUUUCAUAAAUUCCUUCCACUGGAAUAUAUAUAAAACGUCAUGUAGUUGUGAUGUAGAACAUUGACGAGUUCUUUGUGACGAUCUAUCUGUGAAGGCAUUGUCUUUUCAUUUGAUUUUAUUUGAUUUCAGCACAAUCCUCGUGUGUUGACAAAAGCAGCUUCUGCAGUUCGUCACUGUGUCGCUAUACUUGGCAUUCAAAAAAGUGUGCUAAAACCUGUAGAAAAUGUUCAAGUACAGGUAAUACAAAUCUUGAAAAAUCUUAAAUUACUGUUUACUCUUUUGCAAAGUACAUUUAAUUAUUAUUAUUUGUUUACUUAUCAUUCACUUCCAUCCGUUAUAACUUCAGUCCCCAUCGACUCAAACAACAGUAUAAUCAAUUCAAAUACUCAUUAUAAUCAUUGGAACUUUAUUUACAGUAUUUCCUCUAUUUAACCCCCAGCUUCUUUCUUGCCCCUCCUAUUCCAAUUUGCUCCCAAUCUAGAAACACUGAAACAAUAAUAAACCCCUACCCUUCGCUUUUAUACUGGUCUUUUGCAGCUUAUUAACAUGUCGUCUUUGCGUGUAUUUUUGUCACUCUGAAUAAGUCCAUAUAAUAAACAGAACAUUAAACGGUUGCGAGAAGAUAUGGAUUGAUAUUCUCGUGUCAAACAUAAAAUUCAUAUCUCCUCACAACAGUCUAUUAAUAUCUCUAUUUAUUUAAAACUAUAUAGUAAAUACAUAAACUGCAUAUAAUUCCAUAGCUUGUUUUGUAUUUAAUUAUAGGCGUUGUUGACAACUGCAAGACUUUGGUGACUCGAUGUCUUAUAAGUAGCGGUUUUGAUGCCUGUACUUCACGCAACUGUGUCUUAGGUGUGGCAAUAAAUUUGGCACAAUGUCCAAGAAAUUCUCCUUAUCGCACCACGAUGGGAACAUUGAUACAGUCAUUGUCAAGAUCGUGUUCCACAAGUAUGCUUCUCAAGAAUUUAGGAUGAGAAGCUCGGCCCUCUCAUGGUAUGUACGCGAAUCAUCCAACUUUAUAAUAUUCUUUAGAUUUACGAUCACCUAUAUAGCCUUCGUGUCAAACUAGACUAUGAACUGAAACUUUGAAACAUCUAUAAGCGGCAGUAACUUAAAUUCGGCGGGUGCGGAGAUAAAUUAACCAAAUACGUAAAAAUGUGUUGGGCAAAAAUACAUUCAAAUCAUGUUCAGUGAGAACAAAAAACCUAGAACUAGAACGUCCGGUUCAAGCAAUUUGAAAAUAUUACUAAUCUCAAUUCUGUAAUAUACGUCGUUUUCUGACCAUCAGAACUCUGUAAAAUCGUCCUCCAAAGUGCAUGCAUGAAGUGAUGUUUCAGAUAUUUCUUCGGGGAGCAUGCUCGAUGAUGCAUGCUCCCAUAGCCUCAAUCUCGCGUAGGGCUCGUACCUAUUGCACUUGAUACUUCUGGCUUCGCCACAUUACCCUCAUAUACCCACGGGGCCAGGUCGACUACGAAGAACACUGUAGCAUAUAGGCUUGAGAAUAAGGAGGGCACCUUCGUCGCUACCCCUGCAGACGCUCAGACAUUUUUCACAUUUCCCAUUCUUUUAUGACCACACCCUUUCAAUUUUUUGGGCAACAAGAAACAGACCCCCCCCCCCCGCUGAGAACCUGUAGUAGUAUGGUUUUUGAAAGAAAUGAUAUCAACAGCGAGGGUUGAAGUGGUGUCUGGAUGAGGGGGAAGUUUGAGGAGAAGACAAAAAGAUAAUGUGCUUUUAGUCUGUGACUUUAGUUUGCCGAUUUAAUUGUCGAUUGACCAGUCGAUAAAAAUCGGCAUGUACCGAACACGUACGUCAGAUCCCAAUUAUAAAUUGAUUAGUAAUUUCAUGAUUACCAUGUCGUAAAAUUAUCAGAACAUGCGAUUACGGCAUGGAUUUUGACUGAUUGAGAUAACCGAUAAAAAUCGGAAUACGCAGCUCAUGCAAUAAAUUGAUAAGGAACGGUAUCAAAACAAUUUGAUCUAAGGCCUGUUUUAUACGUCGAAUUUUUGUCGCGUCGAAUGCAAUUGAGACAAUAGAUAAUGAGAUGAUAAAACUCAUUAAGCUUCAUUAUCUAUUGUUUGAAUUGCAUUGGACGCGACCAAAAUUCGACGUAUAAAACAGGCCUAACUGUCCAAUUAAAAUCGGGCGACUGAAAUUGCACGCUGUGCGCCAGGCUUAACAGGCAGGUGGACUUCCUGUUGUAGUUUGGUCCUGUUAACUGAUAUCUAUAACCUAAAAUUAAUUUGGUAUCCUAAAUCUUGGCAAAUUAGCAACAAUGAUACAGCUGUAUUUUUUGUUUUAGGAAAAGAAAUAUUUGAAGUGCUAAUAGAAAAGAUCAUAUAUGUUAAACAGUUGAUUGUAUAGUUGGUUGAAUAUCGUUAAUGUUAAUAUUAUAGUGGGUUAAUCAAAAUAAAUUGGAAAAGUUCAAAAUGUGUGAUAUCUGGCUGCUUACAUGUUGUGUUAACGUUGCUUC
Paramuricea clavata is the source of this 10169-nucleotide messenger RNA. The record is from the annotation of a GenBank genome assembly. Lineage: Eukaryota; Metazoa; Cnidaria; Anthozoa; Malacalcyonacea; Plexauridae.